AUGAUGCAAGUGAUUGCCGAAGAUAACGGUAACCAAUCAGAGAAUGAUAAAGUUGGUACUGAUGAAAAUGUGACAAUAACCCGAUUGGGAGAUUCUAGUGGAAAACAUUUUCAAGAAAAGGGGAAAAGCAGCAAUGUGGAUCACCUGCCUAUAGUUAAUAGCCGGCAGGAAAGUCAAGUAUCUUCUGCCCGCUCCACCAUUAGUUCCUUAAUGUUACCCGCUAGCUCAGGAACAGGAAGUCGACCAACAACUAGAGGGAGUAGUAGUGUGCCAUCUAUAAGACAACGUCCUGUUACAGGGGCUUCCCUUAUUAGACCAAUUCGCAAUGACUCAUCACCAAGAAGACCAUCUACCGAACCAAGUCCUAGAAACACUAACAAACGUAGGACAUCUGUGAAUAACAAAACUAAUCCAAAUAAACAAAAGUUUACUCGAUUGGAUGGACGGUUCUUUCGGUCACGUCAAAGAGAAUCUGCUGAAAAUAAAAAUGAACCAGAGGUUCCAGCUGAACCCGAAUUAAAACCGGGUGAGUUACAUAGAGUAUUUCACUCAAGAUCAAAAUCAAAAUAUGGGAGACGUAACUCUAACUUUGUUAUGAUUGACACAGGUUCUGUUCCCCAAGCUUUCAAAGGAGACACAUCUGAGAAUAUGUCCAGAUUGUCCCUUGAUUCUAAAGGGGGUUCUUUCAAACCAACAGAACAUGGAAUUGAUAUGACAAAACAUACAGGAGCAUUUGUGUAUCCAGAACAAAAUAUUAUGCAGUAUAUCCAUUACAAAGGUCGUAAAUUUAAGACUUUUUAUUUCAACCCGACGCCACGUUGCGAUUUGGAGAGUGAUGAAGAAGUGGAGGAUGUCGAUGAUGUAGUGAACUUACUUCACGCAAAUCUUGAUAUGGACUUAACAAACAUGGAAAUGAACAAUCUGCCAGAUAUCAAUCAAGCGUCGGGGAAACCUGGGGAGGGAUUGGGGGUUCCCUCAGGAAUGCCUCAACGAUCUACAACCCCUAGCUACAAGUCAUUUAGCAAUAAAUUUGCCCCUCCCCCUGCCUCACUUGUUAAACGGCGUAAAGAACAAAAGGCUAAAGAGGAAGAAGAAAAUGCUAGGAAAUUUUUAAGAACUCCUGAGCUGGAUCGUAGGGGUAGUGUAUCUGAUUGGAAUUUUCAUAGCAUGACAUUUCGCGAGGAAGAUGGAAUAUACAAUUGACAUGAACUAUUCAUUUUAUAUUUUAUAUCAAACCUUUUAUAUAUUACCAUAUGUAUAAAUACCAUACUUAACCCUGUAAUGAAAUUAUUGUGUUCUGUAGCUAUGUUGUCAUGGCCUGUACUCCUGUAAGUAAAUUGUUGGGGACUGU
Molecule: messenger RNA, 1351 nt
Organism: Owenia fusiformis
Lineage: Eukaryota; Metazoa; Annelida; Polychaeta; Sabellida; Oweniidae
Source: the annotation of a GenBank genome assembly